Molecule: messenger RNA, 1875 nt
Organism: Zygosaccharomyces rouxii
Lineage: Eukaryota; Fungi; Ascomycota; Saccharomycetes; Saccharomycetales; Saccharomycetaceae
Gene: DBP6
Product: putative ATP-dependent RNA helicase DBP6
Exons: 1
Coding region: 1-1875 (624 amino acids)
Cellular component (GO): nucleus
Molecular function (GO): nucleic acid binding; ATP binding
Source: RefSeq, a predicted model, not a curated record
AUGUUUGCCGUCAGAUUCGAUCCUUCCGAGGCGCAAUUGCCUAAGGAGAAGCCUCUAGUACCCCAGAAGAGGGCGGCUGAAAGUGAUGAAGAUAGCGAUGAAGUACAAGAGUCUCAAGAUGAAUCUCAAGAUGAAUCUGAAGAUGAGUCUGAAGACGAGCCUGAAGAUAAGUCUGAAGAUAAGUCUGAAGACGAGCUGCAAGAAGAACCUGAUAUUCAGAACGAUGAUCAGAAACAAUUUCAGGAAGAUGCUCAAGAUCAAGAUGCUCAAGAUCAAGAUACAUCAGAAUCACAUUCCAAGAAGCAUGAUUCUGUGAUCUCUAGAUUUCAGCAGACUUUAAAGUUACAAGAAAAGCUCCCACAGACCAACUUGGUUGCUGAAGAAAACGAGGAUUCUGACACUGAAGCACAUCCAUUGGAGCAAAUUCCUCAGCCUGCGAAAGUGAGAAAUACAGAUUCAGGUGAAGCAUUCGAGGAAAGGAAAUCAAUUGCAUGGCGUAAUACAACAAAAGUGCAUUAUGAUAAUCAUAUGGUAAAGCCAUUUGCAUUAUAUGAAAAUCAAUUGCAACCUCGUUUGUUGGCGAAUAUCCAACAGUUUUUUUCCAAGGACACUUUCCCCAUACAAACGGUUUUACUUGAUAAUACUUUGCCUCUUUUAAAUUUUACACUUGGUGUUUCCAAGAAGAAUUUGACUAGAAGGAUUGGUGAUAUCCUCGUGAAUGCCUCAACGGGAUCUGGUAAAACUUUGGCAUACAGCAUACCGAUAAUUGAAGCAUUAUCAAAGAGAACUGUUAACAAAUUACGUGCUCUUGUCAUUGUCCCCACAAAACUGUUGAUAGGACAAGUCUUUGAUACCAUGAGUAAAUUAGCACAAGGAACAGGUCUUAUUAUCAGUAUUUCGAAACUGGAAAAUUCUUUAAAAGAGGAACAUCAAAAAUUUAUAAAUUACGAACCGGAUAUUUUAAUAGUAACACCUGGACGUCUAGUGGAUCAUUUACAAAUUGGAUCCAUCAACAUGAAAAAUUUGAUGAUGUUAGUAUUGGAUGAAGCUGAUCACUUACUCAAUCAAUCGUUCCAAAAUUGGUCAGCGGAAUUGAUGAAUAACAUUAGGUCACACAAGUUGGACCAAAUGCCAGGUAACGUUAUUAAGAUGGUUUUCAGUGCAACAUUAACCACAAACACUGAGAAGCUUCACGGAUUACAUUUAUACAAUCCAAAAUUAUUUGUUAGAGACUCAGUUAAACUUUACAAUUUACCCGAUAAAUUACAAGAGUACAAUAUCAAUGUUCCCACGGCCAAGAGUAUUUACAAGCCUUUGUUUUUACUCCAUCUAUUGGACAAAUUGCAUAAUGCGAAGAUAUUGGUGUUUGUAAAAUCCAAUGAAGCAUCGCUUAGAUUGGCACCUCUCUUAACCAUAAUGAUAGAAAGGAAAAUGGGAACCCCUCAUAACGUUUUGUCGGUUAAUUCUAAUAACAGCAAGGCAGAAAAUAAAAGACUUGUUCAUCAAUUUGCUACUUCCAACACCAGUGAAUCUAAUCAGGUUCUUAUCACAACUGAUUUGAUGUCAAGAGGUAUAGAUAUUAACGAUAUUACGGAUGUCAUAAAUUAUGAUCCACCAAUUUCCUCUCAACAGUACGUUCAUCGUUGUGGUAGAACUGCAAGAGCUCAGGGCCAUGGUAAUGCUCAUAAUCUCUUAGUAGGUAAAGGUGAAAGGACAUUUUGGUCUCAGCUAGAAAAAGAUAUUAGCAGAAACGUUGGUUAUGAGCCUAUUGUCUCCACAGAGCAAGACGAAUCAACUGUAAAUGUGUCUGAAGAUGAAAAUGAAGUGUACAAAUUGUGUUUGGAAAGCCUAAGGUCCCAAAAUUCUAGGGAUUAG